Fomitopsis serialis is the source of this 1122-nucleotide messenger RNA. RefSeq lists its product as uncharacterized. The record is from RefSeq and is a predicted model, not a curated record. Bases 241 to 1008 code for a protein of 255 amino acids. NCBI's taxonomy places the organism in Eukaryota, Fungi, Basidiomycota, Agaricomycetes, Polyporales, Fomitopsidaceae. The transcript has 3 exons.
GUCUGCGAAUCCUGGAAGAGCCAGAGAAUGCCUCCGAGAUACAUUCCCAAGGAGCAUUGUCAGAUGACAGGACGAUGACUGUGCGAGGCCGGGAUAGGUAAUGAGUCCGAGGAGUAGAUACAAGAACACGGACUCGGAGGGCUGUUGGGAAUAUGUAUCUGACGAUCCCUGCGUGUUACUCUUCGUAACUGAGCACUACCGCUUAGGUGUUAACACAAGCUCUCCGUUAACCGUUGGACGAUGGGUGCAUUACCGGACACCGACGUGAUCGUCUUCUACGACAUUCCGAGCGACACCCCCAGCAAAGCCUGGUCGCCCAGUACCUGGAAAACGAGGUACGCACUUAACCUCAAAGGCUUGCCGUACCGUACACAGUGGGUAGAGUACCCCGACAUCGCGGCGCUGCUUCAGUCCUUUGGACUCGAGCCGACUGACCCGGGCACAAUCCUGCCAUACACGCUCCCCGCGAUUUACGACCCGCGCACAAAGCGCGCCGUCGCUGAGAGCGCGAAGAUUGCGGCAUAUCUGGAUGAUACCUACCCCGAUACGCCGGCGGUGUUGCCGAAAGAGCUGCGCGCGUUCCAGGCUGCCUUCCAGCACGGCUUUGGCACGGUCGUCCAGCCCGCAGUCUUGCCCCUCUUCCUCCCGCGCACGCUCCCCAUCCUCACGCCGGCCUCGCAGCCCUACUUCCGACGCACGCGUGAACAAAUGUUUGGAACCAAGAUGGAGGAGAUCUGUCCUCCGCCCCAGUACGCCGCGCAGUGGGCCGAGAUUGAGCGCGCGUUCGGCGUCCUGGCCGGGUGGAUGGACGACGCGGGGGAUGGCCGGUUUACUAUGCUCGGCGGAGCAGUAACGCAUACAGACCUGAGCGUUGCGGGCUGGCUGGUGUGGAUGCGGAUCGUGACUGGGAAGGAGAGCGAGGAGUGGCGCGCGCUGGAGGGCUGGCAUGGGGGCCGGUGGAAGAGGCUGAUGGAUUUGGUGGAGCCGUGGUAUGACUACAGUCGGUGAAUUGCUGAAGCGUGGCGCAAAUGAUACGUUAAAGGGAUGUCAGAAGUGAACACCGGACCUGUUAAACAAACCAUCAGGCUGAUUGAGGUCGGUCGCAUGGCGCCGCCGACUCUU